UAGUUUGAUAGGAAAACUGGUAUGGUACCUUUGUAGAAUUUCAGCGAAUUUAAAUUCAACAUUUAUAAAAAAAAUAAAUCUUAGUUUUAACAAACAGCUAUUGUUAAAAUAAUAACGAACAUGAUUUUCUAACGAUCAAAUGACUGCUAAUACUAUACUUGUUUACACGCUCUUAAUUUGUUCUUCGUAUCUAUGUAGAAUCAACCUUUAUGUAUUCGUCAAUAUGGGGAAAAAAAUGAACUGCAGUAUCAAAUGGCUUCGUAUGCAGCACUUGAUAUAGUAGAAGCAUUAGGUAAUCCUAGUAAUGAGUCGGUAGGCGACCCCUACUUGGGUUACUUAUGCCCGGCACUUGGUGUGAUGAACGGCUUAAGUUUUCCUAUUGUAGGAAACUCAGUCAACUUUAAUGAAACCAUUUCAAAAUCGACUGAUGAAGAAGAAAAUUAUUUACUUCCUGAAAUUUCUGUAUAUGGAUAUAUUACUUCAAGUCGUUUAAAAAUAUUUGCAUUAAUUGAGGAGAAUGAAUAUCCUGUUUCCCCUACGAAUUUGAAACAAUUUUUUGUUAAAGUUCACACUAUAUAUGCCGACACCAUUUCAAACCCAUUUUUUUUGGACACUUUAGACGAUCCAUGUUUCUUUAAAAAACUUGAUACGUGUGUUGCUUCCUACACGAAUUCAAAUGUCACUUUUUAGUUUGUGUUUGUGUUUCGGAAAUAAAAAAUGAAACCUUUCUCGACCAGCUAGUCAUUCAGGUUGAAAAUGGUGUAUCCUUUUUUAGCACUUUUUUUUCUUCCUCAAAAACAAUUCUUGAUUUACUAUAGAAACUAAAACAUACAAAAUGUUCUGAUACUUUUGUAAAACACUUGACUUAAAAAAAAGAAGAAAAAGAUUGGUUUUACAAUGGAGUCCAAAUCCUAUCUUUACUUUUGUCAGUAAAAAAUGAUUUGUUGUUUAGUUUUAGUGUCAUGCUAAUGACAAUUUUGUGUGAAAUAUGUAGAAUAAUAACAAACUA
Molecule: messenger RNA, 1009 nt
Organism: Hylaeus volcanicus
Lineage: Eukaryota; Metazoa; Arthropoda; Insecta; Hymenoptera; Colletidae
Exons: 5
Coding region: 253-690 (145 amino acids)
Biological process (GO): endoplasmic reticulum to Golgi vesicle-mediated transport
Source: RefSeq, a predicted model, not a curated record